Anarrhichthys ocellatus (wolf-eel) is the source of this 8526-nucleotide messenger RNA. RefSeq names its product coiled-coil domain-containing protein 81. The record is from RefSeq and is a predicted model, not a curated record. Gene Ontology annotation, cellular component: microtubule organizing center. The coding region runs from base 139 to 2052 and encodes 637 amino acids. The transcript has 16 exons. NCBI's taxonomy places the organism in Eukaryota, Metazoa, Chordata, Actinopteri, Perciformes, Anarhichadidae.
UCGCUCCGGGCAACCGCUGCUCUCGAGUGCUCGUCUUAAUCUCUGGCAGUGGCAGCUCAUCAGGUAGAAGACGGACCUUAUAGAGAGACGUUUCUAAAAACUUCAUCCUGUGAUGAUUUUUCAAAUAGUUUAACAGACAUGACGGACAUUCUGCGGCUGCUGUCAGAAGCGGACGGGCGGACUUUACCGACUCUCUCCCAGCUCUCAGAAAACGAUAUACAAUGUAUUUGGGCUGACAUAUCUGCCUACAUUGAACGUCAGAUGACCUUACAAAAGGGGGUCCACCUGACCGGACUGGGGACCUUCACCUUCUCUCAGCAGAAGUUGGACAUAGGAAACAAUUACACAAUCAUCCAACGACCCAUCUUCCUCUUGGCUGGGAAACUUGUCCAGUCUCUGGGUUUAAAGCAGGUCAGGCCACUGGCUGCAGCAACACACCUACCAGUGGUGCAGCUGAACUUUGCAGCUGUGUCACAAGAGACUCCUUUCAUUCGAGACGUAGUGGAGGGCUGCGUUAGAGAAACUCUUCUUCUCCUCUUCAGGGCUUUGGCCUCUGAACAAAACAUAUUCCUCACCUUCCAGGGAAUUGGAGUUUUGUCCUUCAAGAACAACAAGGUGCGGAUGAAGUUCAACAGAGGUUUUAUUAAUGCUAUGGAUGGAACUGGUCAGCUGCUGUCAGCCUUUAACAAGAGACCUGGGAGCAGUGUCUCUUUGCUGUCUGGUGGCCUGUCCAGGCUUCAGAGGCCACAGACUGCCAACCCCAUCACCCUGCCAACUGUCUGCUCUCCUCAGCCAGACAACAAAGCUGGGGACAAAGACGUAUGGUGCUUGUCACCAGCUCCAGACCAGAGGAAUGCAGGAGAAGUUCCCCAACAGAGACAAUCUAAAUCCCAUCAGCCACUGCAGCCUGCCAAGAUGAAAGCUGUCAGCCUGUCUGAAGAACUGAAUCCAAAACCCCCCAUGGAGGCCACAGACAAGCCCACCACCUCCGUCACACCACCAGAGUUCCCCCCCAAACUGGAGAAGCCUCGCGUGACCGUUAGCUGCACUGGCCACACUCGUGCUGGACAGGAACUGUGCUACCUGUGUAUGCAGCGGGCCCAAAGAAAUGUUCCAGUCUACCUGAGGGAGCAGCAGCAGGCAGAGGAGCGAGCUCAGGAGAAACUCUUACUGCUUAGAGAACAACAGAGAGACAAGCAGUACAUGGACGAAGAACAGGAGAAGCUGAAUGAGCAACGUAAGCAUGCAAAGCAGGUUGCUACAUUCAACCUGCAAAUGUCGGAGAAGAGAGAGAAGACUUGCUGCCCUCUCUUCCCUACUUCAUUCGUCUUCCCGGCUCGGCCCUUCACCCCUGCCAGGAGGAUCCAGCAACAUCGUUACAUGAACGAGCUUCAGAGCCAGAUAGACACCCGGCGGCAACACGAGGCUCGAGACCAGCAGAACCGUUGGCUCAUGGAGCAUCUAGACCAUGUGCAGCUGGUCCAGGAGGUAGCUUUGCAGAAGGCUCAGCAGCUCCAGCAGAAACACGAGAGAACUACACAUUACAAGAAGGCUCUGGACAUGCAGGUGGGAGAUAAGAAGUGCACAGAUCCUCCAGAGUGCCAAGCUGACAACUCCGGGUUCAACCGCUGUGCGACAGCAGCCAACAACGCAGAAGGCCGAGAGAGGGCACAGAAGCUCUUCCGAGUAAAUUUCAGUGCUGCCACUCAGCGGAAGAAAGAAGAACUGCACAAUCAUCAUGAACAGCUGGAUAAAGAGAGAGAAGUUCUCAAACACAACAAAAUGGAGUUUAUAGUGGACCACAUCAAUCGCUUUGAGAAGAAGCGGGACAUCAGUAAGUCCCUGGAGGACGAGUGGAGUCGCAGUGCAAAGCUCAAACACCAGCGAGAGGAAGAGGAGAGGCGCUUCCUGAGUUCUGCUGGGGAGCUCCUGGUAGAUAAACUGGCACAGUACAGGAGCUGCUGCCAGUGUAAGAGGAGGACCACCAACUGUGGAGAGACCCACAUCUGGAAGGACUCUCAAUACCUCUCUGGCUCACAAUUCAUGAUCUGAUGAUCAGUGUAGCCUACAGCAGCUACAACUUGAACAUCAAUACCUCAGAACCUAAACAAGACCUCAAUCCUUGUGCCUCAUCAUGUGAAAGUCACUAAAGAUUUAAAUGAUACGUUAAGCAUGUGAAGCAUAUACUUUAAUCGGCUGUGUUAAUGUGAGAUUUAUUCUCCUUUUGUUGGGCAGAGUUCUUGUUUGCUGUACUUUUAUUUUCCCUAGAAUAUAGUUGUUUUUGUUAUUUUGAAAUUUCUGAGUUCCCAGCUCCCAGAAAUUUCAACUGGACCGCAGCCUGAAGUCAGGCAAACGCGACCUCAAAACCCAAGAUGGCCGCUCCGCGUGCGGCAUCUACAGAACAAAAGCUGUGGUGAAUACCGUUCAUGAGCAAUUCUGUCUAAUUUGUUUCUAAAUAGAUCAGACGAACACAGUGCUGUCCAACUUCUAUCUGCAGACAUGUUGCUACGUUGUUUGUAUCUGCAAAAUACCGGUAAUACAAUGUAAUCAACCGGUAUCCCUAACAAUGGCUAACAUGGCUGGAGCAAAGACCAUUAAGUUUUCCGACUUGUUUUACUGGAAUGCCACCAACUUCGGUGUGACGUCAUUCCAAGCUCAGACUUCUGAGGUAAAAGGAACGCAGCAUUAUAUUCAGUUCAAAGAUCUGUUCACUUUGAAGAUUUGGUGUAAAGAUCUGUACUGAACCUCUAGUUUGUGUUUGCAAAAUACAGGUAUUAGUGUAGGUAUACUGUCCCCGCUAUGGCCUAGAUACCCAACCAACCCCCCUGAACACCAUAGCAACCACCAAGCAUCAAUUUAGUGACACUCACAGCAUCUAGUAGUACCAAACACCUAAGAAAUAACCGCAGCAUCCUAACAACUACUGAGCAAUCAACUAGCAAUGCUACGUCUGUUAUUUAGCAACACCCAAGCGCACGUCCCUUGAGAUAAAUUUGUAAUUUUGGGUCAUAAAAAUAAGACUGACUUGACCCGACCCCCAUGAACAAAGCUCUACUCGGGUUCUUAUUUGGUUAAGUUUAUAAUUGGAGACAAGUUGGUAGAAGUUAAUCACUACCUAGCUACGGUAGUUAGCAUGUAGGUAGAAGUCAAUGCAUUUUAGUACUUUGUAAACAGUACAUUCAAGCAUUAUUUCCCAGUAAACCUUUAGAACUGCCAUGGAGAAAAAAAAUGACUCACCGAGGUUAAAGUAAAGUAAAACUGAAACGAAACAAAAACAAGCUACACUGAAACUAUAUUUCCUGGUUGUAAAACUGCUAAAAGUAAAAUAAAAAUGAACAUAAUUAUAUUUCUUAGCUAUACAAUAUCACUACCAAAAAAAGGAGAUGAAUUUCUGUCAGCUGUCGUGACACUAAAGUAACGCGGUGACAAAACAACUUUUCAAUUUGGUCGCCAAUUUACUGACACAAUAACUAGGUUUUGAGACCUGAAACAAAAUGUUGUGGGUACCUUUUGCAGACCUGCAGUAGAGUGAUGUCACAUGAAACAGUUGUGAGACUUAGAGUUUAGAGAAUGUUGACUGUUUCAAAAAGAAUGAGCCAAAGGAUUGAGGAAAAACUGUUGUUUUUUUUAAGAUUCUGAUACUUUGAAAAUUCAUGAUUUUCACCAGUGCAGCAGUGGUGAAGGGAGUAAAGAGACUGUCUGUUGGGCGUUACGUACUUUGAGGGGCAGCUGUCCCAUGUCUGACCCCGACAAGUGAUGGGGGAAGUUGUAUAUGCUACAGUAGGCAUACAUACAAAGAAGUACAUAACUUACAGAGAGAUGAAAAGCAAGAGGGCCCCAACAUGGGCCCCAAGUUUGUGAGGACUGCAGGGUUAAAAGGAAGGAAACGCAAAACAUUACAAAUCAUUGUGUGUUUCCUCAGAAGCUUGAAAACAAAUUGGAGCAAAGAGAAAGUGAGGAAAACAAAACAAGAUGAGGAUGAAAGAAGGUAUGUGGCUUUGAUAUGGGAGGAUGGGUUCAUGCAGUGGGGAGUUUCUAUGGAUGAUGAAUGUGUUGCAGGAUCAUGACAAUAUUAUUCUGGCUGUAGUCCCAGUUCUCUGUGAACCAGAUCUCCCUUAAUGAGCUCAUGGAGGCAUUUUGAAGGUCUUCGUAUCAAAACAGAUGCACAAUUAACUGCCCCACACACUCUGGGUGAUUAAACUGAGGGACAGAUUGUGUGUAUGGAUAAAAACGUGUGUUAGUGUGUGUUGUGGUGCAGAAAACAUACUGUACCUCACAACGCAUUCUGUAUCUCAGAGAAAGAGAUGUGUGAUCGAGAACAGGACCCACCCUGAAGCUAUUGAACUAUUUAUUGAACAAUAAAUUACUGCUGCAGCCUUACUGCAACUCACAGGAGUACUUUGAAAACAUUACUUAUCCUUGGGGGGUACAUAUUUGUAUAAGCUUGUAAACAAUUACCCGAUGAGCUAUGCAUGGGGAAAUCCAUAUAAGCGUCAGACACAUGGUCAUACAGUAGACCAAAUUUAGUGAGUGAGACAUCCCUCACCUACGUCUUUUUUCUCCUCUGCCUCAACUGUUUGAAUGUGUCUGUGUAGGACCCACCCAUCCCCUGCAGAGGAUUGUGGUGUGUUCUACAACAGAUUUGAAAAACCCUCAUGGACUUCCCCUGAAGUGAUGUUGCAAUACUCUGAAAACUCAAUUGGACUUGCAAGAGAUCGACCCUUGACGAACUGAGGGAGUGAACUUGUUGGCAUGCUGGUGUUCGGGCUUGUCCUCAAGGAGGCCAAAUGUGUUUCAUUUUUAGGUUCACGAUUCCCUAUAAAUUCACAACCAUUAGUUGAAAUGUCACAAAAGCUACUCAUGCUUUAAUCUUAUUUUCCAGUGCGGAUUAUUUGCUCUCUGGUGGUUUCUUGGGUUUGAGUGAUGAAUUAAAUACUGAGGAUUUAGGACUUGAAAUCAAUAUCUGGUGCUGGACACACAUGUCUGAUGGACAUGUGUGUCCAUCAGACCGGCAAUAGAGAGCUGCAGGAAUGGCAUCUUUUUGUCGAGUUGCUGUGUAGUUAGUUGCACUAACAAUAAAUCCCAAAAUGCUGAUCUCCAUGGACUCAUUGUUGUCUUUGAUUAGGCUCACUGGGGUGAUGUUGUCUGAGCCGAGCCACUGGAGAGCAUUGAGGGGUUCUAAUAAGAGGGGUGGAGGACACUGCCUCAUGGGGUAUCUAUGCUCACCCGUGAGAAGCAGACAGCAUGAGACCAACGACAACAUACUUAUACUGUUUGUCACGCACAUGAUGACUGAUGGAAUAUGGAGGGGGUUAUGUGAGGCUGAGCAAAUUUGCUCUGCAUCAGCACAAAAGUGUCCUCAUAUAUUUGGCUCUAAUGUGAAUUUAUUUCCUCAGGAUAAAAUCUUUGAAAUUAAGGAAACUUGUGAAACAUAGUGAACACCCUCUGUUUCCCUCUCUCUUUCCUCCGCCUUUCUCUUUAGUGUGUGCGCUUGUGUGUGUGUGUGUGUGUGUGUGUGUGUUUCCCAGGGCCAGCAGAUCCAAUGGAUAUUCAUCCUAGUUUUACUGGCAGGCAGAAUGCGGUUGGCUUUUUGACAGCUAGUGUCCGAGCUUCAUUUCAGAUCCACAUGUUCCCACCCUGCCCACAAUGACCCGAGCACAAUCCCCAUGAGCCAAACACAUCGUGAGAGCAGGCGGGCUGCGUCUUUGAGGGACAACCAGCACAUGAUCAGCUGUAUACUCUAAUGGGGAACGACACUGUGUGUAUGUCGGCUGUAAGUAAACCUAUAUGUAAUAUAAAGGACGAAGAGGGUUCAAAUGAAGUAAGCAGGAGAACAAAAAGGUCUUUCUAUGUUCAUGUAGUUCAGACACUUUUACCCUGAAUACUGUGUGAUGCUCUGAGUCUAAAUGAUUACACUUCAACACUGGUCAACAUCAUGGAUCAAAUUAUUUUACGUAAUGUGAAACGUGCUGUCCAAAGUGGCUAACCCAUAGAUAAUUACUCUGCAUUUCCCUCAACUCACUGGUUUUAGUUUUACAUCCCACAACUUUACUGUUUGGUUCACUCUCAUUGCUCUCAUAAAUCUUGACUCCUUGUUUUGAUUAAAAAUGCCCUGAUGAACCCACUGUACAAAGAAAGUACAUACAGGUACAUACAUUACAUUUGACCUUUAUUUAACCCACCAUAAGCAUUAGGUGCAGUAGGCUGUUAUUAAGAGCCUGCAGGGAACAACUUGGUGCUUCACUCAAAAACACAUGUAGUCAGCAGGAGCUAGGGAUCAAACCAUCUACUUUGUUGUUAAAGGACGACCCGCUCUUUCCCCUGAGCCACAGCUGCCCACCAAAGCACCAAAUGGCAAAGUUAGGAACUAGCUGGUGAACAUAGUGGAGGUGCAGUUACUGUAUGUCUCCACAUGUUGAACGUGGUGAUCUUGAGUGCAAAGUUACAGGUUAUGUUAAAAAAAAAAGUAUUGUUCAGGACAAGCACAUCCAGGGUGUUAUAUUGUCCCAUUGUGUGAGAGGGAUCGGAGUGUAGGGUAAUGUUAGCAGCUGUCUCCUGCCUGCCCCUUACUGGAUUUGGGGACGUUUACACUCCAGCAACCACAGCAAACAAUACCCAAGAUUGCAUUACAUUAGGCAGAUAUAGGUUAGUCCUCAUCGUGACCGCCUUUUCUCUUAAUGUUGAAGGUGAAAACAUACUGUUGGAAAAUACACGUAUGGUGUAUAAUAAAACAGGGUGGUGUUCGAACAAAAUGUAUUUUUUAAAAGUUUGUGAGGGAUUAGGGCUUUCUCAAUGUCAAAUAAAUUCACAAGGGUUUUCUCGCAGACAUUUUGGGCCCAUUACGCACACUUUCCGUAAAUCCGCAUUUCUGCAGACUUUGCCCGAGGGAAUUACAGCGAUUCAUAGAGUUGUGACAUUAAACACAGGGUUACCAGGGGAAGCCUAUAGAGGCGUUUGAAAAAAUAAAUGAAUAAAUAUAAAAGGUCAGCAAAGACGACGGCCCGUGGCUGCCUGCCAUAUUAAAUUGAAUUCAACUGGUUUCAUCAAACAUUUCUUUUCAUUUUGCUUAAUGAUGCUGUUUUGACAAAAUAAAAAUGUAAAUUGAUUCUUUGACAAUUAUCAUUCGUCUGGUGUCAAGGGGUCACUUGUUGUGUUGUCGCAAAGUGAAUGUAAAAACAAGCAAGGCUGUUAGUUCGAUACAACUGAACGAGCAGGAUUACAGCUCUUUAUUGACAACGUUGUCCACUGUUGGGACUUUUUAAAACGGAAUGAGCAGCUAUGAGUUGAGGUUUGCAAUCACUUUUUCUCACUGACAAAAAAAUCUAAUCAGAUAUCAGAAAGAAUUGAUGACAAAAGAGAGAUAUGUUAUUGAUUAGAGUGACUUUCAGCACAACUGAGAACCAAAAGCUGUUUCCUGCGAUGAAACCAGUGCAGGCGAGAGACCAGAAAAAACCACGCCUGCUCCCUUAAGCCCUUAACAGCUUGUCCAACAUUUUAACGCGUGAGUGCACACACACACACACACACACACACAAACACACACACUCUCACAUGCAUACACAGUCUCACGAAACCAGAGGGCAUGCCAUGUCACACACUCUGCAUGUCAGAAUAUGUUAUUUCCUGACGAAAUUAUACUUGUACUGUUCUUUAGAAGCCUCCUCCUUUCCUUUUCCUCUUUCCGAUCAUAAGGUACAUCCUAAUGGUUCGCACAGAACUCCCCUUCUCCUCUUUUAUGCACAUUUUGCUUUUUCUCUAAACAGCUAUAGGAUCAGCCUUCCUCCUUCUCUUCACAUUUUUGGUUGAGACUUUGAUUAAUGUCCUUCUAGAUGACUUCCUUUCCUUCACCGCCACUUCUCCACAUAUUUAUCCCAUCGUACUUUCAUCUAUCCAUUUGUGUUUGCCCGUCCCACAGUGUUAUAUCCUGUCCACCGUAACGCAACACACAUUUCUUCAGUUAUGAGCAUGAAGACACAGCUGCUGCAGGGAGGUCACUAUGGAUGUGCCGAAGCGCUUGCUGUGGUUUUGUGGCACGAUGCUGUUAAAUUGUACUGUACAAUGUCAUUAGAAACAGUUGCUUCACAGGACUUAAAACUGCUCAGCCAGUGAGCUGCAAUUAUAGCUGAGCUUAAUGAGAUCUAUGUAAAGCGGAAGAUAAAUUAGCUCUAAAGCUUCUCAAACAGAGUCUGCAGCUGCCUUUGUAGCGUGUUGUUUGACAUAUUUAUUUGCUAGAAGGAGCAGGUGGAGUUUGCACUUCAAACUACUCCGAACUAACAUUAGUCUUUUUUUUCUGUUGUGUGUCUUUGUAGGUAUACGUACAUGUGCACAUCUAUGUGUUGUGUUUGUGUGUUUCUUAGAGUCCAACCCUCUCUCAUGCCCGUUUAUGGUCAAACUAUGCUAGCAGGGUCACUCAGAGCACAGUCAGUAGACACGGGAAGAUGGAGAGAGCGUGAUUGAGUGAUGGAGAGAAAGAAAGGAGGAGAAAGAGCGAAAAUACAACCUCUAAACCCAUUGGCCUGAUUACAG